AGACCUCUACAGCAGUAUGACAGAUGACAGCACUGUUUCCUGUCCCGUGUGUGUGUGUGUGCGUGUGUGUGCACUGGUGUGUUACAGAACAUUAAUGUCAGUGUAGCCCUGUGAGGCUCAGCAGAAGGAUUUGCACUUUUUACGUUAACAUUGCCAAUCAGAUGUAAGGGAGGGGUCAACACACCAUAUAGGACCGUCAUAGCUUGCACAGGAGCAGAGCUGCAACUGCGAAAGGGAACAGCAAACGUCGGAUGAUCGAGCGCUGAAUACACAAACCCAGUUUUUCCUUUGAAAUUUAUUGAUUUGAGAGAAAGAAUGAGCUUCUUAUUGGUGUUAUUACUUCUGCUGGUGCAAGCUCACUCAUAUGCAAAAGCAGCACAGGUAGUGGUUUUAGCACAAGCAGGAAAACCUGUUACUAUUCCCAGAAAGCCAUGGGGGAAAACUGAGAAUAUUCAUGUCAACUGGGAGUUCAAUGAUACAAUUUUGAUUAGUAGAAAUCCUACAGCAUCCUCUCAAAAAGACGUGCCACUAAAUUGGCAGGGACGAAUCUCUCUUACAACAGACUUCUCUCUUCACAUAUCAAAUGUUACUGCGAUUGACUUUGGAAUCUUCAAAUGUGACCAGCAUGAACUCGUGAACUCUAUCUCAGACACAUACAAACUUUAUCAAGUAACCAUGUCCACACUGGCAGUACUGCUGUCCGGUGACGAUCUGUCCCUGUCCUGUGAAAUCAACCGUGAAGGAUUUAAUCUUGUUCGCCCUACUGUACGCUGGCUAGGGCCUGAUGAUAAAACUUACCAAGGACAAUCAACUGAGAACAAAUACACUCUCAAAGUGCCCAAAAUCUCCAGCAUUCACCAUGGAAAUUGGAUCUGUGAAGUGCAGUAUGGUGUGAAUAGUUUAUUAAAUGCCAUGACCAAUGUCGUAAUUGUGGAUCUCGCCCCCUCUUCACCGGAUCCCAUCUAUGCAGCUGACUCCUCCUCUAAUUUUGCUCUCCCUUGUUCCUUUUCCUCAAAAAUUUCCUGGUCCUUGGUGAAUGCCACAGGUGUGAAGGGAGGUAGCUGGAGCUUCAUUUCAGCCGAUAGUUCUAAAUCUAUUUCUCCUCUCCUCAAAUUACAUCCUAAUCCCUCUCCUGUCUGGAAGAUUCCCAAUGGCACAUCCAGCUAUCUCAUGGAGAGUGAGGUGAAAAAUCAAGAUCUCAGUGUGAAGAUUUCCAAGGUGUCUAUAAUGCACAGAGGGCAGUUCACCUGCAGUCUGGACUUAAAAAAAAAGAGUCUUAGUCAAAGCGUGCUGGUGGAGGUGCUACAAGUUAUUUCAUCAGCAGGUAAACCUAUAUAUGAGGGCAGUAAGCUGAACUUGACCUGCACUCUGGGUCAUCCCAUGCCCCCUGACCUGGAAGUGACUUGGAAAGCCCCAACUGGUUCAUCUCUGCCAAAUCUUAGCCCUCAUCCCACAGAGCUGUCGAUCCCAGGUGUAAGACUGAAGGACAGCGGGCAAUGGGCAUGUGAACUCAAAAAGAAUGCAACAGUACUUGCAACAGCUACAAUCAGACUGAAAAUUGAGAAAGCUCCAGUGAACACUUGGCUUGUUGUAGGUAUUUUUGUUGGUUUACUGGUCUUGAUCUUGCUUGCUGUAAUAGCCGUGAUCAUCAUUUGUAGGCGCAGAAAGGUGAUGAAGUACACACGGCGAAAGAGGAAAUUCUGCUGCUGUAAGAAUCCUCAGCCAAAAGGUUUUUACAAGACCUGAAUGAAGCCUUUUCCUGAACACAGUAACCAGCUGGAUGGAAAACACUGGAUUUCCACAUCAUAAACAAAGCUUGAGAGGUGGAGUUUAAAAAGAAGAUCAAGUCGACAGAAACAAUUCAAAUAUCAGCAUCUAAAUAUCAUCUAUUUGAAAAGACUGUAUUAAAAACAAGUAGAGAAAUGUUAUGUAAAUGCUCUUCCUUUACACCUGUACAAAGAUAACAACUUGGUGUUAUGUAGUACUGAAGUAGUACUAAAAUCUAGAAUGAGAAACAUUUUUAUUGAAUAUUAUAUGAUAAUUACAUGAUUAUUAGAUUAUUUUAGAUUUCAGACCAGAAUUCACCUGGCAUAAUGAACUUAUACAUGCACAAUAUUCUGUGUUUUGCUAAACUAAUUAUUUCGCUAAAAUGUUGUUUGUAUUAUUAAUAUUUUGUGUAAAUAAAUAUUUUUUCAAUAUCAUAAAAAGCAUGCAUU
Hemibagrus wyckioides is the source of this 2216-nucleotide messenger RNA. RefSeq names its product CD4-1 molecule (gene cd4-1). NCBI's taxonomy places the organism in Eukaryota, Metazoa, Chordata, Actinopteri, Siluriformes, Bagridae. Gene Ontology annotation, molecular function: MHC class II protein binding; protein tyrosine kinase binding. The transcript has 11 exons. The coding region runs from base 316 to 1746 and encodes 476 amino acids. Gene Ontology annotation, cellular component: membrane raft; external side of plasma membrane. Gene Ontology annotation, biological process: T cell activation; positive regulation of ERK1 and ERK2 cascade; interleukin-15-mediated signaling pathway. The record is from RefSeq and is a predicted model, not a curated record.